AUGGCCGCCGCCGGCCGCGGCGAACCCGCGGCGAAGGGCGGCGCGCGUGCGCCCAGGAGCGCCGUCGGGGUCGGCGCCGCCACGCAGCAGGCGCCUGGGCGCAGCCCUCUGCCGCAGCGGGAGACAUCAUCGAGGCGCGCGGGGUGGGGGCCCCCCUCGGCCGCGCCAGCAGCGCCCCUUCGCUGCCCCGGGCGCAGGAGCCGUCGCACCCCCAGCCCUUCUCGCCGGCCUCGACGCUCUCCUGGAGCAGCGACAGGGAGCACUGGAACGAUGGGCGGGGGAAGUACAAUGGGUGCGGCGGCCGCUGGUCAUCGCCGCGCUCGACGUCAUCCUCUUUUUGCAGGGAGGGCAGGGAGGUGUUCGACGAAGGGAAGACGCCAGAAGCACAAGCCUUCCAGGGUCCGCGCGGAUUCCUUGGAUCUGCGCUGGCCCCCCUUUCACGGCGCGCGGAAGGUGUGGGAUGACGGGCGGGGGAAGUACGGACGUGGCUGCCGCCAUCCAGCGGUGAGCAGCCUGCUCGCGGACUCCCAGGUGCUGACGGCGAAGCUGCUGAGCCCCCUGAUCGAGCAGGAGCUGCGGCGCUUCGAGCUGCCCCGUGGACUCGGCGCGCAGGGCCGCGGCUUGGAGGGCACGCUGGACCCGAAGCUGCUCGAGCGCCUGGCCAGCUCGGAGCCUGUGGUGCCAGAGUGGACGCAGUCGGACCUCCGCACGUCGACGCCCGGCUACCUCGGCUGCAGGCCCGCCGGCCGCCACAGGUCCAGCCACAGCGGGCGCGGGGCGCCGCGCUGGGCCGAGGAGGGGCACGGCGUGCUGCGGGCCCGGGCCCGGGCGAUGGCGUCGCCCCAGCGGGCGCCUCGCGCGGAGCUGGGCGACGCCGAGGCGGGCGACGCCGAGGCGGGCGCGGAGGCUGGCGCGCCGUCGGCGCAGGCGGCCGCGGCCCCAGCGGCGGCGGCCGGCGCUGGCGUGGAGGUCGCCGGCUUCGAGGGCUCGCUGCUGGAGGCGAUCGCCGACGGUGCCGUGGCGCGCCCGCCGCUGCUGGCCUUCGGCGCCUGGGUGCAGUGGCGCGCCGGCCCAGGUCGCCGGCUUCGCACUGCGCCCGCGAUCGCGGCCAGCGAAAGCGCGCUGUGGCGGAGCACCAUGGAGGCGCUGCACGGCCAGGACUGGCAGGCGCGGCUGCGCCAGCAGGGCCCCGCCGCGGCGCGCAGCCCCGCGACGCCAGCGGCUGCGCAGCCGCCGGCGGCGGACGACGUCCUGCGGCUGCUGGACUCGCCCGCGCGCGCGUCCGACGCGGGCUCCGACGCCACUGGAGCGCUGUCGGACGGCAACUGGGGGCCGCUCACGGACGACGAGGUCCUGGAGCGGCUGCUCAAGGACGUGGAGCCGCACGAGUCGAUGCGCGACUUCGAGCGGCGCCUGCUGCGCGCGCGCGCCGUGCUGACGCUGCGGCGGCAGGCGGUGCCGGAGGGCGCGGUGGAGUUCGGCAUGAGGAAGGCCCGCUUCCUGGUGGAGGCGCGGGCCCACGGCGAGGGCGUGGCGGCCGCGCUGGAGGCGAAGCUGCACGCGGUGCUGGACGUCGAGACGGACGACGCCGACGAGGACGUGCGGGCGCUGAUGGACCUCCUCGCGGUGGCGCGCGGCGGCGGCAGUGCUCGCGACGCGGUGGCCGGCGGGGCGCCGGCGCGGCCCCCGCAGGACCGAGCCCCGCCCGCCGGGCCCGCCGGCGUCGGCGCGGCUCCCGCGGCGCCCGCCUUCCCCGCGUUCGGCGAGGACCUGCCGCCGGGGCUUCCCCCGAGGGGCGGGCCGACGGAGGCGGGCCCGGCGGAGCCCAGCCUGGCGGCAGCGCUGCAGGGCCUCGCGGGAGCGCUCGGCCGGCGGGCCGACAAGAAGUCGUCCACGAUCCAGGUGAAGCCGCACUACAGUCUGCCGACUCUCGGCGACGGCGGCUUCGACGUGGACUCGUUCGUGGAGGAGUUCGAGGAGAUGGUCGGCCUGGCGAACGACGGUGCGGGCAUGUCGGCGACGGAGAUGGUGCGUGUGCUGGGGACCUGCCUGAAAGGCUCGCGUCAGCGGGCGUACAAGGUCGAGCUGAAGCAGGCGCGCCGGUCAGGCAGGCUGGCGGCGGACCCGGACGAGGUGUACCAGAGCCUGAAGGAGCGGCUGAUGGAGUUCAAGGAGGGCUUGCUGGAGAAGCAGCAGCGGCUCAACGCUGAGUGGAGGACGCUCUCCCGCGGCAAGAUGAGCGCGCUGGAGUUUCAGGCGACGUUCGAGAACAUCGUGGCGGAGAUGGAGCUGGCUGGGAUGGGCAAGUCCGAUCGCGACCUGCUGCUCGGCUACCUGGCGCUCAUCCCCCCCGCGCACCGUGCCGAGGUGCUCAAGGAUCGCCGAGUGUAUCAGCGCUCUGGCGCUCAGCCCGAGGUCCGCGGCGUCGAGACCUGGAGGGGGGCCCAUCGCGUGCUGCUGAAGCUGGAGGAGGCCGAGAGCUCGGCCAAGGCGCUCGUCGCGGCGGUGGGCUCGGACUUUGCGCCUAGCCCGGGCGGCGGCGGUGGCCGGCGUCGGCGCGGAGGCGGCGGCGGCGAUCAGGAGCCGCCCGAGGUCGGCGCUGUUGGCGGCUCCGGCGGCGCCAGCGCUGAGGGUGCUGUGAAGGUCUGCUUCCAGAUGAGGGACAGCGGCACGCGUGCGCGUGGUGACGCCUGCAGGUUCUCGCACGACCGGGCUGCCAUCGCCGAGUCGCGUAGGGCCAAGAAGGACGCGACCGGGCCGAAGGGCAAGGGCGCGGACGGCAAGAAGGGCAAGGGCUCGGAUGACGGCGGCAAGGGCGGCCUCAAGUCGCAGCUCUGCCUUCAGUUCCUCCGGGGUGCGUGCAGCAAGAGCGAGAAGGACUGCAAGUUCAGCCACUCGGGUAAGGCAGCUCAGAAGGUCAUUGCAGCGGUCUAUGCUGGCGCGGCCGCAGCUAAGGCGCCGCCGCCGAGCCUCGGCAGCGCGGGCCCCCCCGGCAGCGGCCAGGGAGCAGCGCCUGCGGCCGAGGAGGCGGCGCGGCCCGCAGCCUCUGGCGCGGCGCCGAAGGUGCAAGCUGCGGCGGGUGGCAAGCUCGAAUGGGUGCGACCCUGUGGCGGCGUCUUCGGCCCGAGCUACGACCUCCCGCAGGUGAGCGUCGUCAGGGGUUCGCCUUCGCCCGAAGGAGCUCUGAAGGACCUGGGCCAGAUCCCCGCCAGCGCCUGGGCGCAGGUGCAGGAGCCCGACGACGGGUACCACUACUUGUGCCACACGCACGUCUACGGCCUCAGCAUCAGGACGCUCCUUGAUGGCGGGGCUGUGUUCUCCUUGACGUGGGAGGCGACGAUCGUUAGCAUCAUCAACAGCGCGAUCGCGGAGGGCAAGUCUCCUGAGGACCCCGACUGGCCGAUCGCGGGCCUGAUGCACUGGGGCCGGGAUUCGAAGGCCUCGUCGGUGGCGGACAAGGGCGACCUGAGGAUUCGUGGCAUGGUGGACCUGCGCCUGGCCUUCGAGGGGCUGGAUGGUACGCGAGUGGUGCGUGUGUUUCGCCUUCGGCUUCUGCGAGGGGGUUGGGACAGGCCGUUUCUCAUCAUUCUUGGGGCCCCAGCGCUCGAUGCACCCCCCCUGGGGAUCGGGCACCGGCCUACGCUACAGGGCCACUACCUGCCGGGGCUGGGCAUCACGGUCAAGCGCGCGGAGGCCGACGCGGUGCAAGCGAAGCUGUUGACCAUCUCGGCGGUGUUCUCAGAGUGCGAUGCCGAUAGGCGUCGAGGUGAGGAUCGUCGGGCUGCCAGUGCUGUAGGAUCCCUGGUGUGGUCCGGCGCGGCCUGCCCGAGCUACCCCAUCUGCGUGGUCGGCGGCCAGUGCCCCGCGGAGUUCGGCGGCGGCGACACAGGCGUGAUCGUGCUCGACGACUCGGAGUCCGCCGUCCCCAUCUACCUGAGCGGCGAGGAGGGCGUGCGGCUGGAGCUCGGCGACUGCGCUCUGGUGCCAGCUCGCGCUAGCGGCUUCGCAGCGGGUAUCGUCGGCGACGUGGUGGCGAAUGGCGCGGCGGCCGUCUGGGCCGCCCCCGGCCCUUGGCUCGGCCGGGAGCAGCUCGUCCUGGUCGGCAAUUGGGACCAGCCCGGCGUCAGCAUCGAGGUCGGCGACAUCGUGGGCGCCGUGAUUCAGACCGACGGCGAGCCGGCCGGCGACGGCCCGUCGGUGGCGCACGUGUGGCAGGAUUGGGACGAGCUUCGGGACAUCGUUGAGCUGGAGGUGCCGACGGACGAGUACUACGCCGAGCGUCUGGUCUACUGGCAGCGGAAGUACCCGAAGGCGGCCACCACCCUCCUCGAGCAUCUCUUGGCGGUCGAAGGCCUGCUGGACGUGUGCAUCGCGGCCGGGUGCUCCAUGGGUGCCGAGAAGUCCCUCGACAGGCUGGCUCAGCCCUCCAUCGAGGCGCUCGGCGAGAUCGUGGGCCGCGAAGGCAGCGAGGCGUGCGAGCGGCAUCUGGAGCUUAUCAAGAACUGGUCGGUGCUCGAGGACGUGGCUGCGCUGCGGCGGUUCCUUGGCACGUUCAACUGGAUCCGCGGCCACUUCCCCAAGGAGGUGCAGAAGCCGCUGGGGAUCCUCACGCAGCAGCUCAAGAAGGACGCCGAGUGGCCGAUGACCCCCGAGAAGGUUGCGGCCCAGCGCGCCAUCCAGCAGCUCGCGUGCGAGGCCAUCCGCCUCGCGGUGAUCGACAUGGUCGGGGCGAUCUCUAAGGACCGCCCGCUCGAGCAGGUCGCGGACUUUUGCCCCUACGGUUGGGGUGGCAGCGUAUAUCAGCUGGCCGCCGACCGCCGCACGCUCAACGUGCUGGCGAUGUACGGCGGCUGCCUCAGCUUGGCGCAGAGCAACUGGCACCCCCGCCGGGGUGAGCUGUAUGCGCAGCGUGAGACCAGGCGGGAGGCACGUAAGGACUUCGGUCGGCUGCCCGCCCUGUGCUGGACGGACCACGCGGCUUCGGUGAAGGACGCUACGGGUGAGGCCGAGUCGGACUCCACCGUCAUCCGCUGGGUUGGCGAGAUCGAGAGCGACGGCAGCAGGCUGAUGAAUCUCUCGGGGCGGAGCGCGGCCCUUGGUGAUGGCCCCUCCCGAGAGAACGAGGCCCACGGCAAGUUCCUGCGCGAGCAGGCUCACUCCCUGGCGAACAUCACGAUCGAGGACAUCAUCGGCGAUGACUACCGCCCAGGGGAGGGGGUUCCGUGGGGCCUGGACGAGACCCCCGACGCGGCCGCCUUGCAGCUGGUGGCCGUGGCCGGGGCGGAGCGCGAGAAGGGUGACUCCAUCGCGCUGUACCUGCCGGACUACGGAUGCGAGAGGCGGCGGGGCGCAGAGCAGGCGCGGGCAGCUCGACAGCUGCAGCUGGCGGCGCCAGGCCUGCGGCUUCGCAUGAUCCCGCACGAUCCCCCGCUGGCGGACGGUGCCGGCGGCCUGUACUACAUCGCGCCUCCUCGCUUCCCAGGUGAUGCGAGUAGCAAGGCGCGGAAGCAGCUUCGCAAUGACGUGCUGACCGCGGUGGCCGCCGUCUUGCGAGAGAGUGCCGCGCGGUGGCCCAAGGUCGUGAUCGGGGCGGGCCACGGCGGGCUGGCGGCGGCUGCAGCGGCCCACCCCAGAGUGGUGGAGGCCGCUCUCGCGCUGCGGUACGCGAGAGAGGCGGAGGGCAUGCAGGUCGCGGAGGCGUGGGUGAACGUCAGGGCGUUCGUGGCGAUCGGGCCGCGCGCCCACAGCCCGAGCAGGAUCGGCUUCGUGCGAGAGGCGUUUCCUGAGUUCGGAGCGGCUGCCCACGGCGACGAGCGCCCGGCCCCCCUCUAUUUGGUGGAGGGUGCCGGAGCGCACCGCCGUUUUGGGCAGGACCUCGGCGAGGCGCUGGGCGUGAAGGUGUCGGCCACGCUGGGCGAGGUCCUCAUGCAGGAGGUGGUCUCUGCCCCCCCGCGGCUGCUGGAGUUCAGCGGCGGCCGCUGUGCGUGCGGGCGGAGUUCGCUGGUGCUGGCGCGGUGCGGCCAGUGCAUCAGAGCCGACCGGGAGCUCGAGGAGGAGGCGCGGCUGGCUGAGGUGCCGGAGGACGCGUUCGGGGAGCCCGACGCGGUCGACGUGGCGGCCUCGGCGGCGCGCGUGCGCGCGGUCCGCCCGCAGCCGGCAGUUGCUGUCGGGCCUGGCCCCUGCAUCGCCGUGUCGGCGGAGCUCGUGCGGGACCUCCUGGAGUUCGGUGGGGGCCGAGCGGAUUUCACGUGCAACUGCAUCCGGGUCCGCCGGGCGCCGGCUGCAGGCGUCGUGGCCUUGGAGGCCGCUCGGGAUUAUUCCUAUCGGCUGUCGUGCUUCGUCGUGCCGCAGGGGCCCGAGCCGGGCGUGGAGGUGGCGCUGGCGCAGCCGUGCGUGGAGUUCGGGCUGGAGCUCGUCACGGAGGUCGACGUGGAGCUGCUGCAGGCGGGCUUGCCGAAGGACGCCGAGCUGGUCCAGCUAUUCGCCUGCGCCUGGCUGCUGUGGGAGGGCGGCGCGCGCCUCCCCGCGCUGGGCGCCACUCACGUGCAUCGGCACUGCAGGGGGUCGGCCGUCAGCAACGGUGCGACCAUCAAGGUGUCCUCCUACUCCUCCGCCUGCUCCGAGAUCUUCGCGGGCGCUCUGGGGCUAUCAUGGUACCGGGCCCUCCGCGAUCGCUUCGGCGGGCGGGCUUCGGGGGCCUUCGUCGAGUUCGCGGACUCCGACUUCGCGCGCGGAGAGCGGGAGGCCUUCGAGGUGCCGGACGUCCUCGGAGCGAUCACCAGCAUGCGGGCGCCGGCGUCUGAGCAGGCAUGCUCCGUCGGGCGCGUGGCAUGCGCCCCGGAGCGCGGCACUGCAGCCUUCGACGCGGAGGUGGCGGACGGGCGCAAGCUGGAGGACGCCGACAUCGCCAUCAGGGAGGAGUACGCCGCGAAGGUGCGGGGCUGUGAGCCUGAGGCGGGGAGCGAGCCGUUCGAGCUGUCCAAGUCGCUUCGUGCCCACAUCAUCGGGGACCAGUGGAAGGACGAGGAGCUCGGGGCCAUCUGCAUGCAGCUCCGCGCCGAGUCUGGCGCCGGCGACACCCCCGAGGCGCAGCGUCUCGGGGAAGACUUCGCGCUUGAGCAGUUCGUGACGGUGGGCCCAGGGGAGCAGCGCUGGCUGCUAGUCCUCCCUGCGUCUGGCGGACCGGGCUCGGGUAUAUCGUGGAGGCGCUUCAUCUUCCUCCACGUUCACGCUGGUCCGUCGGGGGGCCACAAGACGGUGGUCGCCACUCGUGAGUGCGCCCGGCGGCUGGUGGUUUGGCCGGGGCACGCGGCGGACAUCGAGAAGUGGUGCGCUAGCUGCUGGGCCUGCCUCCGAUUCAGGAAGCAGACUACGAAGGUGCAGGCCAGCUUCAUCGUGGCACGGCACCGGCUUCCAUUUCAUCAUGUGGUCAUCGACGUGGAGGGCCGCAUUACUCCCCCCGACGUCGACGGGUACGCGUACGUGCUGACCUACAUCUGCGUGACGACGGGGGCCCCCCUGCUCGAGCCGCUCAAGCACCUGCAGCACUCCGAGGUUCGGCGCGCCUUCUUUCGAUGCGCGACUCGGGCCAAGACCUGGCCGAUGCUGGUGAGUUCGGAUCGUGGCAAGGAGUUCUGCAACGCUCUCAUGGAAGAGCUCUGGGCGCUCCUCAACUUCGCAGGCCGCUUCGGCACGUCGUGGAGGCCCUGCGAGCAGGCGGACGCGGAGCGGUCCCACAUCGAGUGCGCGAGGGAGAUCGGCAUCUUCCUGCACGACGUUUUUAAGUGCGCCCCCGGCCAGUGGGCCGAGCUGCUGCCGAUCGUCGAGUUCGCGUUGUGGAACUCGCCCGGCAAGUCGGCGCUGUCGCCGAGGGACCUGUGCAUGGGUUGGUCGUUGGCUUCGCCGCUGGAGAGGGAGCUGCUGCCGCUGGAGCCCGCCGUUCGUGAGGCAGUCUCCGACGUCGCGGCAGCACAGUCCGAGCAGUUCAGGCGUUUGCGGGAGGUUUACCUUCAGCAUCGGGCUCGAGCCGGCCGGCGCAGAGCGGAGCUGGCUAAUCGCACGAGAUCGUCGAGGCGCCCGGAGGUCGGGGACAUGGUAUUGUUCAAGGACCCGAAGCUCUCCAAGGCCGUGGCCGGGCACGCUCCGGGCCGCCGCCCUCUGCGCGGCCCCUUCGAGGUCCUCUCCACGAAGGGCAACGUCGCCACGUUGCGGGGCCCCGAGACCCAGCAGGUGCUCAAGGACAUCCACGGCGAUUUCUUGGUCGGCGUCCCGGGCUUGGUUGACGACACGGAGCGCAUCGUGAAGUUGGAGGAGGACGACGGCCGUGGCAGGGCCUCUGCCGGACAGCUUCUGGCAGCGCGGCUGGCCCCUGGAGGCGGCGAGGCCGCCGAGGCGCUGGCGCCGCGCGUGAAGGCGCGGAUGCGAGAGGUGAAGGUCGGGCGGCUCGUCGCCUACCAGGGCGAGGAGGCGAAGCGCUGCCGGGUGGGCAAGGUGCUGAGCCUGGCCGAGGACCUGAGCAGCGUGACGGUGCACGUGUACCAGGCGGCGGUCGACGGACGGCUGCAGGUGGUCUGGACAGCGGCGUACGACCGCCAGGAGGGCGCGGACUUCCAGCGGCAGAGAGUCGAGACGCUGGAGGCGAAGCGGGUGCUGGGUGUCGUGGAGCUCAACAAGGGCGUGCUGAACCACUCGGCGGCGAGCAGACUGGCGCGGGCCGGCUGGCGGCUGGACGAGGGGACCGUGCGGCACGGUGCCUUGGCGGCGGCGGCAGUGGCGCCGGCCGCGCCACGGCUCUCCGACCUCCCUUCGAGCCGCGUCAUCGCGCUCGUCGCAGCUUGCCGUCCGCUCGAGGAGCUCGACCUGAAGAUCGGCGAGGUCCAGGCGUGGGCGCACGGCGUCCCCCUCUUCGUGGAGAUCUUCGAUGGGGUCGGGAGGCUCUCGCAGGCGGCCCAGAGCUUAGGCGCAGCCAACGCGGUGUGCAGCGUGAUGGCCGGCAUCGACCUCAAGCGCAGGACGUACGGGCAGUACUGGGACCUCAGCAGGGCCAAGGACCGCGCCCGGCUUCGCUACCUGCUCUUCGAGGUGCUGAGGCCGGCAGGAGCCCACUGGGCGCUCCCCUGUGCUAAGUGGAGCAGCCUCGGUGGCCACCAGCCCGACGCCAACGCGCACGCGCUAGCUUCCUUCACCAUGGACGGCCUCGAGCACCUCGACGGCGCGGGCUGCCUGGCCUCCUUCGAAGGCCCUCGAGCGCACGCGCUGGUGGCGAGCGUGGAGUGGCAGCAACGGUUCGGGUCAGCCGAGGCGCCGCGCGGGCGCUGGCGAUACGUGCUCCCCGACGGCUGCAUGUUCCACUGCAGGAGCCCAGACGAGGAGCCCCUGGCCAUGCAGAAGCCGUACGUCAUCGUGGGCAACUUCCCGCUGGACUUGCUGGACGUCCAGUGCCGCCGUGGAGCGCUGCGGCCGCUAGGGCGCGGCCUCGAAGGCGUCGAGGUCGCCUCCGCGGAGUUGGGCGGCGACGCCGGGAGCUCCAUGAUCGGAGCCGCGCGGGCGCUGGAGGGGCCUCGCAUGCCCUGCGAGCCGGGACGCGCGGCCGCUCCGGCGGCUGGAGUGACGAGGUCGGUGGACAAGCUGAGCGACGCCGAGAUGGCGGAAAGGAAGGCACGGCGGGAGCCGGCGGCGGCGGCGGCGAAGAAGAAGUGGGCCGAGCUGGCCAAAAAGGGUGACUGGGAUCAGGUGCGGAUGCCCGGCAAGUGCUUCAGGUUUGCCGAGGUGAAGGUUUCGCCGAGGCGCUCUGCGGAGUACAAGGCCAAGGUUCUGGAGGCGGUCGGGCUCGUCGGCGAGUGCGCGGGCUACAAGCACCUGGGCAGCCAGGAGCUGGAGGCGCUGAAGGAGAUGAUCAGCCUGAAGGCCGAGGCGUUCUGGGUGAAGGGUACCGCGGGGACGGUCAUGCGCGGCUUCAAGCACGACGUGGUGACGACCGGCUUGCCUGUGCGUGGGCCGCCGAUCCGCUUGAAGGGCCCGGAGGCUUCCAUCGUCCGCGAGGAGCUCGAGGCGGGCGUGGAGCAGGGGCUGUACUCCAGGGGGACUUCGCCCUGGGGCAGCUGGGCCUUUCCGACCAAGGAGCAUGCGAGCGGCCGAAGGCGUCGGACCGUCGUGGACUACCGGAUGGUCAACCGCAGGAUGGUGAUGUUCGUGUACUACAUCCGCCGGUGCCGAGACGUCAAGGGCGAGCUGGUGGGCUGCGCCUUCAUCUCUGGCAUGGACGGCGCUCGCGGCUUCAACCUCCUGGUCAACACUGAGCACGCGAAGGAGGUCCUGGCUGUGCUGGCGGACUGCGGCUGCUACCUCCCAGAGGUGCUGCAGCUGGGGCCAGCGACGGGGCCCUUCGACUUCCAGUUCUGCACCGACGAGCUGUUCACUGGGACCGGCCGCGGACGCUACGGAUCGGUCUGGAAGAAUUACAUCGACGACUUCUGGGUCAGGACGGGGCAGUGGCUGAACGGUCGCGCCUACACCGACCGAGAGUACGAGGAGAUGCUGGCGGCGGCAUCCCCCCCCCCGGCUGCCUCUCGCCCGCUGGGCGACUCGCUGGCAGCAGCCGGGUUCGCGGGGACCCGCAAGGCCAGCCAGAGCUACGACCACGCCAAGGGCGUGCUCGUGGGGCUGUGCGUGGCGCAGUCGGCCACGGGAGCGGCGGCUAUGGAGGGCGGCGGCGUUGCCUUGGCGAACGGCCUCCGCAUGCUGGUGGUGGCUGCCGCGGUGCGCACGGCGUCCUUGGUGGAUGAAGGGCUGCGCGCGGGCGUGCAGCUGACGCAGGACAUCUUCGAGGCGGCCGGCGACCUGGUCCAGAGCGUCUCCUGGAACCUCAGCGGGCUCAUCCACGAGGUGUGCGAGGGGGCGGUCCUGGUGGUGCGCGUCCUGGUCGUCGUGCAGUGCUGCUACGCUCUCUACUGCCUGCGCUCGUGGGUGGCUUGCCGUUCGCAGCGGGCGGCGCUGGAGCGCGCUGCCACCGCCGGCGAGGCGGCUCAGCGCGGACUCACGUCCAGCGCGCGAGCCUGCGAGGCCGGCGACGGGCCCGCCUUCGGCCGCGAACCGAUGGCCAGGGCGGAGUUCGAGACGCCCCUGCUCGGAGCGGCGGCACGCCCCCGAGCGGAGGUCCUCCAGAUCCAGCGGGGCGCAGCUGUGGCGCUGCGGGACCUGGAGCACUCGGACCGCCAGCGCGCCGCGCGCGCGCGCGACCUGGCCGCUUGCGGCGCGGUGGUGUCCGCAAAGCUGGUGGAGGCUGCGCGCAGCUCAGCGGUGAAGGACGCGGGCGACCUGUGCGAGUUCGAGGUUGAGGUGGCCGGCAGCCGCGGCGUGCGGUAUGAUGUGCGGCUUCGCGCUGGACGCUUGGCUGCAGCGUUGCUCCCCGCAUCGUGCACUUGCGCGGACUUCGUCGGCGGCGUUGGCAGCCCCUGUAAGCACAUCGGGGCGGCCUGGUGCUGCGCGGUGGACGGCAACUUCAGCGAGCUGGUGGAGUUGGCGCUCGCGGCUGGCCGCAAGGAAGGAGCUGCCGCUGGACCUCAGCGACGCGCAGCCCUGGCGCCGAGCGACUCCCUUGGCCUCGCGGGGGCCGUGCGGGAGCUCCGCGACUCGGAGGCCGAGGUCGUUCGCCUGCGCGAGGAGGUCCAGCAGCUGAAGGCGCAGCUGGGGGCGACCUCCAGGCGCGGAGCCGUGACCGAGUUCCUCUCGGCGUCGGAGACGCUGGCGGCUUGGGCGCGGGCUUGCGGUGAGGCCGAGAGCUAUGUGUACGUGGCGUGCUUCACCUUCGACCAGCCGGGCGUGGUGAAUUACCUGGAGGCGGCUCGAGCUCGAGGCCUCGCAGUCCGUUUGGUGUUCAGCGGCCGUGACAAGGCCUUGACCAACAACCAGGGACCGCGCCUGCAGCGGCUCCGAGCCUGUGGGUGCGAGGUGCGCGCUCACAAGGGCUCGCGGCUGCACGCCAAGGUGAUGAUGACAGAGCGCGAGAUUGUGCUGGGCAGCUGCAACUUCACGACUGCCAGCUUGAGCAACGUGGAGCGCGGGGCUUCGUUGCAGGAGCUGUCCGAGGAGACGGUGCUCGAGCAGAAGGAGUGGUUCGAGCAGCUGUUCGAGGCGGCGGCGCCCUUCAAGGACGGGAUCGGCGAGGCGCUGGAGGCCGGCUGGGCGAGAGGCCUAGCGGCCGUGGCGCCGAGGCGCGAGGCGCUGGAGGCCGGCUGGGCGAGAGGCCUAGCGGCCGUGGCGCCGAGGUGCGAGGCGCGGGAGGCCGGCUGGGCGAGAGGCCUAGCGGCUGUGGCGCCGAGGCGUGAGGCGCUGGAGGCCAGCCGGGCCAGAGGGCGAGGCGGCGCUGGUGGCCAGCUGGGCGAGAGGCCCAGCGGCCGUGGCGCCGAGAUGGCAGGAGCGCGGCAUUUUGCUGCGCCGUCGACGCCCGGCAGCGCCGGGAGCUAUGAGCGACUGCAUGGCGCCGAGUUCGGCGACUUCGAGGAAUUCAUCGACUUCAAUUUUGUGGAGCGGCACGUCGCGGAGGACGUGCCGGGGCGCCUGUGCCGCGGA
Messenger RNA from Prorocentrum cordatum, 12570 nucleotides. Lineage: Eukaryota; Dinophyceae; Prorocentrales; Prorocentraceae. The record is from the annotation of a GenBank genome assembly.